AGAACGGCCACGGCCAUAAGCCCAGCCCACCACCUUGGGGAGACCUGGAGAGCGGCAGGGGGAGGAUAUGCCUUCCUGCCAGCCACCAGUGGGUGGCAGAACCUGCCCGGCCCCCGCGUCCCAGCAGCCGGGACUGAGAAGGGUGGGCUGGUGUGUCCGAUUCCAUGUUCGCGCUCACGCGGGCCGUGUCUCUCUCUCUAAGCCUGCCUGCUUUGCGCCAUGGGCGGACCCCUGGCCUUACUGGCCGCGCUCUGGGCGCUAGGGGCUGCUGGAGACGCGGCGCUGCGCAUCGGAGCUUUCAACAUCCGGAGCUUCGGCGACAGCAAAGUGUCGGACCCGGCCUGCAGCGGCAUCAUCGCGCAAAUCCUGGCAGGCUAUGACAUCACGCUGGUGCAGGAGGUGCGGGACUCCGACCUGAGCGCAGUAUUCGCGCUCAUGGAGCUGAUCAACAGCGUGUCCAGGCACGAGUACAGCUUCGUGAGCAGUGAGCCCUUGGGUCGGGACCAGUAUAAGGAAACGUACCUGUUCGUCUACAGGAAGGACGCGGUGUCGGUCGUGGACACGUACCAGUACCUGGACCCAGAGGACGCCUUCAGUCGUGAACCUUUUGUGGUCAAGUUCUCGGCACCCGGGUCAGGUGAGCCCCGCCCGUCCCGCAGGUCCCGUCCCAGCCCCUGACAUCUACCUCCUCCCGCAGCUGCCGAGGAGUUAGUGUUGAUUCCGCUGCACGCGUCGCCGCACCAAGCCGUGGCCGAGAUCGACGCACUCUACGAUGUGUACCUGGACGUGAUAGACAAGUGGGGCACCGACGACAUGCUGUUUCUGGGCGACUUUAACGCCGACUGCAGCUACGUGCAGGCUCAGGACUGGCCAGCCAUCCGCCUGCGCAGCAGCGAGGUCUUCAAGUGGCUCAUCCCGGACAGCGCCGACACCACGGUGGGCAAGUCAGACUGUGCCUACGACCGCAUCGUGGUCUGUGGUGCCCGCCUGCACAGCAGCCUGAAGCCCCAGUCGGCCGCUGUACACAACUUCCAGGAGGAAUUCGGCCUGUACCAGGCUCAGGCCCUGGCCAUAAGUGACCAUUUUCCUGUGGAGGUGACCCUCAAGUCCCACUGACAGCCCUGAAGCCUGGCUAGGGCAGGCUGCCUGCAGACUCUGGCCACAAGGAGGAAGCCCCACGGGGCUGCAGGGUAGGGUCUGCUGGGCCUGGACAAGUGAUGGGACUACUCGGAGCCUGUUUCCCCAUCGUGAAGUGGGCUGCCACCACUACCUCAUACGGUUGUGAGAAGCACCUCGUAGAGAACUGGGCACACAGCUGAGCUCAGUAAACAGCGAACACUCAGCCAGGACCACACACACCUGUUGGCUCCGACGCCUUCAUGUCCUUUCUUAGGUCUCAGCUCUUCUGGGGCACAAACCUUCGUCCUGCAGCCCAGCAGGUCCCUGGUCCCAGCCCACUUAGGGGACAGGGACAGCCUGGGCUGCCCAUUCUACAUCCUGCUGGGAACUGACCACCUCCAGACCAGGCUGGCUCCAGAAGGCAGCUCCAGUGCUCACUGGCUGAAGCUCCCUGCUGUUUUUUUGUGCAAACUAAGUGCUUUCAAGCACCCGUACUGAGUGCAGCUGGGGGUAAGUGCUCACACACAGGUAGGGUGGAUGUGCAAGGCCAACCUCCCAGCCUUCAGUGUUCCUCCUAUGGCCCCGGUUCCCAGGUCUGCAGGCAACUCACAGGCACUCGUGUAUGAGGGUCCUUUCCUACCCAGCACUGCAGUUGGCGGGGGGGAGGUCAAGAAGGCUGGCCCCCUGCAACCAGCCGGCUGGCGGCACUGGGACAUGUUGAGAGCCUCCUCCCUGGUGAGCAGGCAGGUUGGGUUAAGGUCCUGUCCACAGAACCUGAACAGCUCACAGCGGUACAGCUCCUUCAAAGGUGCCUUCCUGGUAGCUUCUUCCUCAGGAGCCCUGGGCUGGGCAAGGACUCAGCAGGGAGGACAGUGGCCUGCACCCUGAGUAAACCCAUCACCUGAGGAUUGGGAACAAGCAGAACUGGGGUAUACAGUGUAACUGACAGGGGCCUGAUGAGGUUUCUGGUUUUCGAAGCGUCUCACCUUUGGCAGGAUUUAACUGGCCUGAAUUGUAUGGGAGGGAAAAACCUUUGUUUCAAGAAUUUGAACAAGCUUUUCUUGCUGGAUCUUUCUAAAGUCAGAUUUAGGACACUUGUAAUGUAAAAUGCCUCCCUCCUCCCUCUCCAAGUCACCCCAUUUCUCUGAAAUUUAUACAGGCUUUCCAUCCAAACAAAAAAACAUGGCGGCCCAAGGGCUUUUCUCUUUUCCUUUUCUUGUGUGGCUUGCCAGGGCCCACAACUACCUGGCCUUAUGCCUCCAGCAGUCAGGCAUCCCACCAGCCAGGGAUGGGAAACUCAAGGACUUUAUUCUGCUCUGGGAGAGGAGACACUCAACGGUGACAUCGUUGAAGUCCAGAAGGGUGCCACCUACCAGUUUAUGAUUCCCAAAUCAAGACACUGCUUGCCAGCUGUGCCCAUCUGCCCACCCACCAGGCACAAAGGGUACUCGUGAGUGGUAACAGGCCUUGGGACUAUGGCUACAAGGAACAGGCCUUUUAGGGAGAUGAGCAAAACAAAGAGCUAAAAGUACUUUUAAAUCGGAAAACGCCUUCUUUAAAUCCCUUGUAACCAUAGGGCCCCCAGAAGGGUGCACACGGCUAAAAACCCUGCUUGGGCAGCCCAGCCCUUAGCCUUUCUUUUGUUUGAGCUUUUCUAAGUACAUCUGCAGGGACUUCUGGAUGGAGUCUCUGGAAAUGAAACUGACAAAGUUCUGGAUGUCCGCGUCGCGCUGCUUCACCAGGCGGUCUACCGUGGUCUUUCGCAUCAUGUUCUUGGUCAGCUGUCGAGCGUGAUCUAAAGAAGAUGGGUCCCACCUGUGAAAACCCAUGCUCUGCUCCGGGACAGUGGUAUUCCCAAGCUUUCCAAGAGAGUUCCAACUGAAACUCCGGUAGAAAACUUAGAAAAUUCAAGUGAGCAAAGAGAAGAAAAUGAAAGCCACCUGUUCCCUACUGUCCAUCGAUUUCCUUUAAAAUCAUACAGGACGAUAUUGUGAAAGUUGCCUUUUUAACCUGUUAUUUUCCCUUAACUAUAUCGUCGGCAAUAUUUUCCAUGUCACUAAAUACUCUUUUACAACAUAAUUAAUGGCUGCACGGUAUUCAGGCAUUUGUCUGUGUCAGGCAUCGGCAAACCUGGCCCCCCAGAGCUCAAGAGCCAAGAAUGGUAUUUACAUUUUUAUAUAGAUGGAAAAAAUUUUAAAAGGGUAAUAUUUUGUG
Mesoplodon densirostris (Blainville's beaked whale) is the source of this 3333-nucleotide messenger RNA. RefSeq names its product deoxyribonuclease 1 like 2 (gene DNASE1L2). Gene Ontology annotation, molecular function: DNA nuclease activity. Lineage: Eukaryota; Metazoa; Chordata; Mammalia; Artiodactyla; Ziphiidae. The record is from RefSeq and is a predicted model, not a curated record. Gene Ontology annotation, cellular component: nucleus. Gene Ontology annotation, biological process: DNA catabolic process.